Molecule: messenger RNA, 369 nt
Organism: Fonticula alba
Lineage: Eukaryota; Rotosphaerida; Fonticulaceae
Exons: 3
Coding region: 1-369 (122 amino acids)
Source: RefSeq, a predicted model, not a curated record
AUGGUCAACUACGUGCAGGAUCUUCCCCCUCCCGGCGGCUACUCUGCCCCCAAGCAGUUCUCUGCUCACCUCCCCCGCCGCGGCCUGUCCAGUGUCACCAUGCUUGGCAUUUCGGCGGUCGUCAUGGCUUUCGGUUUCUAUGGUGUCCAUGUCCAGCGUACCCGUGCUCGCAUCACCGCUGCUGAGGACCGCAACGCCAAGUACUGCAUCACUCCCUUCCUGCUUGCCGAGGACCGCCUGGCCACCCACUCCAAGCAGACCCUCGUGCGCAACUACACCGACAGCCUGAUUGCCAACGAUGCCAACAAGCCCGCCGGCAAGACCCCGUACUUCGACUCGGAGGAGCUCGCCAAGUCCUUCAGCUCGUAA